Vicia villosa (hairy vetch) is the source of this 2586-nucleotide messenger RNA. Its product is annotated as zinc finger BED domain-containing protein RICESLEEPER 2-like. The transcript has 8 exons. Gene Ontology annotation, molecular function: DNA binding; protein dimerization activity. The record is from RefSeq and is a predicted model, not a curated record. Bases 1 to 2586 code for a protein of 861 amino acids. NCBI's taxonomy places the organism in Eukaryota, Viridiplantae, Streptophyta, Magnoliopsida, Fabales, Fabaceae.
AUGUCUUACAUGAAUGGGGUAGAAGAAGACAUUGAUAUUGAUAAGCGGAGCUUCUUUGAAGCUACUAGUAUUGUGAAAGAUAUUAUUCAACUUGAUCAUUCAGAUUAUUGGUUAUGGUGGUAUAAUAAUGAUGCAGACACGUAUAGUAGAAUGGUUAUUGCUAACGAAGUAAAUGAUGGUGGUAUUAAUGUUGAAGAUAAUGAAUGUAGUGAUGUUGAAAAUAAUGUUGAAGAAGAUAAACAUGAUGAUAGUGAUGAUAGUGACUCUAUUGUAACUAUUUAUGCACCUGAUUAUAUUUUUCAUGCACAUGUUUCAACUACUGAACAUGAUGUACCUGAGAUAGAUAUUUUUGAAACUCCUACAACCCUUAAACCAAUUGAGUUUCUUAAACUAGUUGAGCUCUUACAAUUUUAUGGAAGGGUUGAAGAAAUGGUUUAUUUUGCUAGCUUAAAAGGGCAGUAUGAGAUUGUAGUUCACCAUUACAUUCAGCAAGGAGAAGCAAAAAAAGCACUGGAAGUGCUUCAGAAACCUUCUGUCCUUCAUCGUAGUGUCCUUGGGGUGCUCUCCACAUUCUCAAAGGUAUAUGUCCUUAUGGAGUCAAUGGAUAUGAGUGAGUAUGCACAAGGUCAAGAUGAAACUCGUAAGGAAGCAUUGUCAACACUUUGGAUUAUUUUCACUAAAAUCGGUAAAGGAAAAGAUGGAGUGGAAAGAGCUGCAUGCAAUUUUUGUAGUACUGAUUUUGCCAUCGGAAAAAACCCCAAGUCCGGUCAAAGUUAUGGAACUUCACAUCUAAGUCGUCAUGUGUUUAUUUGUAAAAGUUUUCAGAUGAGCCUUCUUAGUCUAGAGGAAUCGUCAAGCCUAACCCCAAUCAACCAAAACACACAUCGUGAAUUACUUGGAGAAGCCAUUAUUGCACGUGAUCUUCCUUUUAGCUUUGUCGAGUAUGAAAAAAUUCGAGUUUGGGUGAAAUAUUUGAAUCCAUGUGUUGAAAUGGUCUCUAGGAAUACCACGGUGUCUGAUAUUAAAAAGAUAUAUGAUAAAGAAAGGAUCAAGCUUAAGGAAAUCAUGGGUAGGAUUCCAAAUAAAAUUUGUCUAACAUCGGAUGUUUGGACAGCAUCUACUAGUGAAGGUUAUAUCUGUUUGACUGCCCACUUUGUUGAUGAAAAUUGGAAGUUAGUUAGUUGUCUUCUUAACUUUCUUCGAAUGAAGCCUCCCCACACGGGUAUUGCAUUGGAAGCUACUUUAUUUGAUUGCUUAAAACAAUGGGGAAUAGAUAAGAAAAUAUUUACUAUUACUUUGGAUAAUGCCUCUGCCAAUGACAACAUGCAAGACCAUUUGAAAACUCAUCUUCGAGUGCAGGGCAAUUUGAUGUGUAAUGGUGAAUUUUUUCAUAUCCGGUGUUCGGCUCAUGUACUCAACUUAAUUGUCCAAGAGGGUUUAAAAAUUGCUAGUGAAGCCCUCCAUAAAAUUAGAGAGAGUGUCAAGUAUAUUAAAGGAUCUGAUGGAAGGAUGCUUAAGUUUAAAGAUUGUGUCGAGGAUGCAGGGAUAAAUGUUGGCGGUGGUUUAAGAUAUGAUGUAUCUACUAGAUGGAAUAGCACUUAUUUGAUGCUCGAAAGUGCCUUACAAUAUAGAAAAGCUUUUGAGUUUUAUAAGGUGGCAGAUAGAAGCUAUAGAUACUGUCCAUCUGAGGAGGAAUGGGAAAGGGGAGAAAGAAUUUGUGAGUUCUUAGAACCGUUUUACGAUAUCACAAAUUUGAUUUCUGGUUCAACUUAUCCAACAGCAAACCUGUAUUUCAUGCAAGUGUGGAAAGUACAAUGCAUUUUAGAAAAACAUCAAAAAAGUACUGAUAAGGUGAUAAAGGAUAUGUCUGAUAAGAUGAAAGUUAAAUUUGAAAAAUAUUGGAAAAAUUAUAGUGUCGUGCUAGCAUUUGGAGCAAUUCUUGAUCCCCGCUUGAAGGAGAAGUUUUUGAAGUUUUGCUAUAGUACACUUGAUGCGUCAACAUCUAAAGAGAAACUUGAGAAGGUGAUGGAUAAGUUCAAAGGGCUUUAUGAAGAAUAUGUGAGUUGUUCAACUAAUCAAAGCGUUUCUCUUUCUCAAUCAUCUUUCGAGUUCAACUCAUUGGCAAAGUUACGAGAGGGGAAUAAAGCUAAAAAAUCAAAGAUUAUAAGUGAUUUUAAAACAUGGAACUCAAUUGAGAGUAGAUUUGUCCCUGGCAAAAGUGAACUAGAUAUAUACUUUGACGAUGAAUUAAUGGAGCUCGAUGAAGAACACUCUGAAAAUUUUGAUGUACUUCUUUAUUGGAAGUUAAAUGAGAAAAAGUUUCCGAUACUCUCCAUAAUGGCACGUGAUGUGCUUAGCAUACCUAUCACGACCGUAGCAUCUGAGUCUUCUUUUAGUAUCGGUGGACGUGUUCUUACCAAAUACAGAAGUUCUACUCUUCCAGAACACAUUCAAAUGUUAAUUUGUACUCGAAGCUGGUUGCAUGGAUUUUCUGAAGAUAUGAAUGAUGAGGAUGAUAUCAACACUAACGAUGAAAGCAAUAUUGAGGUGACAACGACUCAACAUACAUUUGGAUUGCAAGAUUGA